Penicillium riverlandense is the source of this 861-nucleotide messenger RNA. RefSeq names its product basic helix-loop-helix domain-containing protein. Bases 1 to 861 code for a protein of 286 amino acids. The transcript is spliced from 2 exons. NCBI's taxonomy places the organism in Eukaryota, Fungi, Ascomycota, Eurotiomycetes, Eurotiales, Aspergillaceae. The record is from RefSeq and is a predicted model, not a curated record. Gene Ontology annotation, molecular function: protein dimerization activity.
AUGGAUUUCUCUCGCCCAAGUUCUCUCUCUGGUCUCCCGGAGCAAGAUGAGAAAUAUCUCACCAGUGAACCGAUGAGUCCUCAGACUCGACCAGUUGACUUCUUCCCUGUCACCAAAGAAAUUCUUGAUCCUGUUUCCGACAAUUGGACAUGCGACAGCGCAAUCGAUCUUUCCACCUUGAAUUCCACGGCCAUGGAUCCCCUUUCUUUUGGCGUGUCUAACAAGUUAGCCGGCAUAGGGCCAAAGUAUUUCUUUAAUGACCCCUUUGCCAUUCCGGCUGGGAUAAAUGGAUUCACAUUGCCCGUUGUCGAGGAUAGCACUUCAGUAUCAUCGGAGUUUGAUAGUGACGAUCAAACAAGGUCAUUCACGCGCCCAUCCUUCGACUCAACCGCAUCUGAGCCUGAGCCACCCGUCGAUCAAGUGACGAAGACGGUUUCUACUCAAUACAAUGCUCAACCGCAACGUCGGACCUCCUCAGCGGACUCAACGAACCGGAGCACAGCAAAUUGCAAAUCUCGCAGUCCAUCAGAGGAUCCUUCUUAUUGCCUGUCGACCGGCAAUCAGGAUCCACAGACGCGCAACGCCGCCAAGCGUGCCGCUCAUAACGUCAUCGAGAAACGAUACCGUUCAAACAUGAAUGCGAAAUUCAUUGCGUUGGAGAAAUACACCUCUCCCGCAAGCAUUCAGAAAGGUAGCUCCAAGGGCGGGGCGGGUUCUUUGAAGAAAUCCGAGAUACUCACAAACGCCCUCGGCUAUAUCGAAAACAUGCAGCAAGAAAACCAGACUUUGCGCAAGGAAUUGAGCUUUCUGAAACAGAAUCUGCUGCCGGGGAGGCCGUGGCAACCUUCCAAUCAGUUUUGA